This is a messenger RNA of Cladophialophora psammophila CBS 110553, 1077 nucleotides long. RefSeq lists its product as uncharacterized. The transcript has a single exon. Bases 1 to 1077 code for a protein of 358 amino acids. The record is from RefSeq and is a predicted model, not a curated record. NCBI's taxonomy places the organism in Eukaryota, Fungi, Ascomycota, Eurotiomycetes, Chaetothyriales, Herpotrichiellaceae.
AUGGCGGCGGCGGCGGAGGUGCAGACCUUGCUGCGUUUCCUGACAAAAGAUGCCCGCAUUCCAUUGGCAGAAGCCAUGCCAAAGAUCCACGCUCUUCGGAAACAGCAGCUCAAUACGCCCGAGAGCAUCUCCAAGGCUGAUGAGGCUGACCUCAAACCGAUAUUUGCUGAUGAGAAGGUGCUGAAGCAGGUGAUCAACGCGGCCAAGCGUGCUUCUAAUCCCAAAAAACGAGCAGCGGCGCAGUCGGGUUCUCUAACCUCAAAGCGCACAAAGGCAGAUGGAGACACGCUCGAUGAUGAGACUUCUCUUGCGCUACCCCAAACAGAGAUGUCCAUUGCCGAGCUCGAGAAUGUCACCAUUGAGACGAACCGAGCACCUCUUUUCCUGGCCUUCGCGAUCGCGGUCCUCGCAUAUACGCAUCCCGAGCAGCCUCUUUCAAGCCGGUGGAGCCUGGCGCAAGCUGUCGUGAGCGCAGGUGCGCAAAGCAAAGCCAAAUAUCUCGGCCUCACAACUGGGCCAACUGCGGAAGAAGAUGGCUGGGCACAGGGUCAGCCUAAAGUCAAGAUAAUGGGCCGCGAGGUGGCAGUGAUGCGAAGACACAUCACUCCCUCGGCUGGGUAUGAGACCAGUGUCCCCAGCGUAGCGUUAUGGGGACUUGAUCUCGAUGCACUUCGCAAAUCAAAUGGACCAUUGAUUGUGGGUAAGGACAUUAAGAGCUCUGCCGGCCCUCCUAUACACAAACCUCUUUCACCUCGAAACUAUCUUCUCAAAUCCAUGAUUAUUGUUGAGUCGAGCAACGCAGAAUCCGAAAGAGCUCCCAAUGAAAAGGCACCGGCCAUGAAGAAGACCAAUCCGAAAGAAUUGGCGAGUAAGAGAGAGGAAGCUGCCGCUAUGGUUCUUAAAGCGAUCGACACAGUUUGCAAGAGUUGGAAAUCGAGUUUGAACCCGCAAGAGCUCGACCAGAGGGCGCAGACUUGGUACACGCGGGUUCGACCAGAUGUCGAACAAGGCCAAGCCGGCUGGGGACAACGAGGCCAAGUACGUCUCGCAGACAUUCUCGCUCUGAGGAAAAUAUAG